AUCCAUACAUAUAAGUUAAGGAAUGAACAGCGUUGGACCUGAGUGUAAUGACUUGAAGAAAGAAUACGAUUCUUGCUUCAAUGUGUGGUAUUCGGAGAGCUUCCUCAAAGGUGACUACAAAAGUGAUCCUUGUAGUGAGCUGCUCAAGAACUACAGAGCAUGUGUUUUGGUAAGUUGCACGAUAUAUUAAUAUACUUAAUAUUUUUCCCUUGAAGAGAAAAUAUUUUUCCUAAUAAGGGUAGACGAGUUAUCAAUGAAUUCCAUGAGUUCAUCAUCAUCAACAUUUUCUAAUCAGAUGCUUGCCUCUCUUACAUUACGUUGCUCACCAAAGAUUGAUGAGUGGUAGGAGGGGAAGUGAAGGGUUGGGGCUGGGGUGGGUCGAGUCCCUGUCAUAGCCACAAUGUGGGCAUGCACUCCUUGGUAUCCAAUCUAGUUGCUCCAGGACUAGCUCACCCACGCCAACUCACCAUGCAUAAAAUCACUUUAACAAGCUAAGCCAAGCUCAUUACAGAAUUAGUCUUGUUUUAAGUUAAGGUCUGAUAUCUUAUGAAAUGAUAAUAAAAUAAUUGAAGUUUCAACAUCAAUUUGUUAGCUUUAUGCUGUUGCAUUACAAACUGAAGUGUUUAGUAACUGGUAUACCAUUACACACAAACUCUUAAAUGCCAUGGACACUUUCUAACACCUUUGUGGAAAUGUAGAUAUCUUCAGAACAACAGCUUUCAGUUUGUUUGUAUCUUACAAUUUCUUUUUGUCAUGUAUGUCAUGUUACACUUUGAGCCAAAGAAUCAAAGGGAUUUUUCAGGGAUUUGACUCUCAGCAUCUAAGUGUUCAUAUGUAAUGGUAUAGCAGUUGCCAAACACUUUGGUUCUUAACCCUUUAACUCUCAGAUCAAAUUUGUAAUUCUCCUUACUCUCAACCAUACAAUUCUUAUAAUGUAAGUUCAGUUAUAAUGUUGAUGGAUCAACUAAUCCCCAAAUUGAUAUUUUUCUUCUUUCUCAUCACUUAUCUGUUUGAUCUUGUAUUGAUAUUGUAAGGAGAAAUUCUGUCUUGGUCACUCAUGGGGGUUAAAGGGUUAAUGACUGUGAAUGAUGAAAAUCGUAUAUGUGAACUUCAAAUUAAUAAAUGAUUAUGAGAAGGAUCUUUGUAGCGAUGACCACUACUUUAAAGGCAGUAGAAAAGAAAUUUUAAGUGUGGCUUGUUGGCUUGGGCGAGUUGGUCCAUGAGCGACUCAACUGAAAUUUUGCUCCUCUGCUUUGGUAACAAAGGUACUUUUAUCACUUGCUAAACCAAGGCUCUGUUAGCUCAACAACAACAUCCUAUAUUCUAUGCCAUAUAUAGUGACAAUAGUUCAUCUCAAGUUAUUCUUCCAGAGACUUAAUGCUUGUGUGAUAUAUUUCUGUGGUCCUUAAAUGUUUGUAUCUCUUUCUAUAGAAGGCCAUCAAGGAGAAAAAUAUAGAUCUUUCAGAUAUUGAAACAGAUGUCCUUGGAACCAACAGAGAAAAGCAACCACCUCCAGAAAAGUAACCACCUUUCAUAAAAUCUUGCAAAGUCAUCACCAAUGUUAGCAGGUCAAUGUAGUUAUCCCAGACAAUAGCCAAGAAACCACUUGUACUUGGCAUGGAAUCAAACACAAUUAUUUGGUAGCCUUCUGACAAAGUUUACCACAUGAUUAAGUGUUUGAAAGCUUGAAAAACUACAGCUACCAGGCACUGGUUGUAGUCCACUGGCAUCUCUGGUUAGAUAACAUGAAAUUCUCUGUUUGGUGUUUGGAGUGUAAAAACAGUUUGCUUAAUUUGCAGCAAAAAUGCUAUUAACUUCUCUGUUGACUAUUGGCUAGACAUAAUUUGAUAUGAAUGUACUACAAGAAAAAUCAAAUAUGAUGGAACCCUGUUCAGUUAGUUUAAUGAUUACUCUUACAUUCAUUUCCUUUCACUCCCAAAGUCUCAUUUUAGUAAUUCUCUGUACUGUCUGUAAUACAAUUUAUCAACAAAUAAUCCCCUAAUUUAUAAAUUUCCAUAUUCUCAUUGCUUGUCUGCUUGAGAUUGUAUUGACAUUGUAACAAGAAAUUAUUUCUUGGUCACCCUUGGAAGUAAGGGGUUAAUUUGAAUACUUUGGAAUCAAAAAGCGAAGUUUUGCUCUUUCAUAAAAGUCAUAUAUCAGUUUUCCACCAUGUGCUGGCCAGUCGAUUUAAAACCAGCUGUUCAGAUGUUUUCACAUGGCAUACAACUCAAUUUUUUUGAACAGAUGUUUAUAGGCCAACUCUCCAGGAUACAUGAAAAAUAUCCCUGUUAUCACCAUACAGUAAAUACUAGUUUUGAAUUUAGGGACAGAUACAAAUUUAUUUCUUGCACCAUCUUGUGUUUUUUAUUCAUAAUAAUUUGUAAAAUUUUUAAUUUCAUGAAUAGUUGUGAAAUGUAGAAUGAACUGUACUUAAAGUAGUAGUAAAUAAUAGGAACAUUUGUGAAUAAAAUUGAUCAGCUA
This is a messenger RNA of Pocillopora meandrina, 2481 nucleotides long. Lineage: Eukaryota; Metazoa; Cnidaria; Anthozoa; Scleractinia; Pocilloporidae. The record is from the annotation of a GenBank genome assembly.